Molecule: messenger RNA, 7782 nt
Organism: Cinclus cinclus
Lineage: Eukaryota; Metazoa; Chordata; Aves; Passeriformes; Cinclidae
Gene: CHIC2
Product: cysteine rich hydrophobic domain 2
Exons: 6
Coding region: 184-681 (165 amino acids)
Source: RefSeq, a predicted model, not a curated record
GGUGACGGGCGCUUCCCCGCCCGGAGCCGCCGCCGCCGCUUCAGCCGCUGCCGCCGUUGCGGCCCCGCUGCCGCCCGGCCCGGCCCCGGGGCGUCCCCGCCGGCCUCCUUCUGUCUGCCUCCCUGGCCGGCUCCCGUCGCGUCGCCCCGGCUCCUCUGGCUCAUCGGACGCCCCGGCCCGACCAUGGCGGACUUCGAUGAGAUCUACGAGGAGGAGGAGGACGAGGAACGGGCGCUGGAGGAGCAGCUCCUGAAGUAUUCCCCCGACCCGGUGGUGGUGCGCGGCUCCGGCCAUGUCACCGUGUUUGGACUAAGCAACAAAUUUGAAGCAGAAUUUCCUUCAUCUUUAACUGGAAAGGUUGCACCUGAAGAAUUCAAAGCCAGCAUCAGUAGAGUUAACAGUUGUCUUAAGAAGAAUCUUCCAGUUAAUGUACGAUGGCUAUUAUGUGGAUGCCUUUGCUGCUGCUGCACUUUAGGUUGUAGUAUGUGGCCAGUUAUCUGCCUCAGUAAAAGAACACGAAGAUCGAUUGAGAAGUUAUUAGAAUGGGAAAACAAUAGGUUAUACCACAAGCUGUGCUUGCAUUGGAGACUAAGCAAAAGGAAAUGUGAAACGAAUAACAUGAUGGAAUAUGUCAUCCUUAUAGAAUUUUUACCAAAGACACCGAUUUUUCGACCAGAUUAGCAUUUGAUUUAUUUAUAGAGACUUAUUCAAGUAUGUUGUCUUUCCAAUGGUGCCUUGCUUGGUGCUCUCCUGGUAGUGACAUAACAUUGGUUCUACAGAAUCUUGUGGUGGUUUCAUUUGUUUUUGUUUGUUUUGGUUUUUCGUGUUUGUUUUGGUUUAUUUUUGGUUGGUUAGUUUUUUUUGUGGUUUUUUUUUUUUAUAAAGGUAUGUUCUAAGUGCAUUUGGUCAAACUCUACAAAGUAAUUUCACAUAAAUGUUAAUUACUACUUAAGUUAUUUUUACUUUUGCUACUUCUGUUUAUUAAUGUAUCUUGAUUUUCAAAAGAGUCUUUUAUAUGUGUGUGCGCGCGUGUGUACAUAUAUAUAUUACUAUAAAUACACAGCUGAAAAUUAUAUACAAGUGAACAGGUAUUUUUUUAUCCCAAUAUGAUACAACUGAUUGACUGUACAUUGUGUAAAUCCCUUUAGACAUUCAUUUACAUGCUGAAGUUCCUUCUAAGAUAUUUGGAAACUUCUGUCAGUGACUAGUCAGCUGUAAAUACUUUUAUUUCUUUUUGCGAUAUUGACUGGUCCCUUCCAGCAAAAGAAAGAGACAAAAUUCUUUUUGAAACGGUGAUUUUUGGAAGCCAGAUGAUGUUAGUAGAAAUCUCUAGCUUUUCAUGAAGAAGUCCUGUCAACUGGUUCUGAAAAGUUUGGCUUUAACAAAUUAAAACAAAAAGGCAGCCAAGUGGAAUUAUUUUACCCAGACUAGAAGAAUCAGAGAGCAUUGCAUGCAUCUGGUUAGUAGAACUCAAGAUCACAAAAGUGUAUUAUUAUUAUUAUUAUUAUUAUUAUUAUUAUUAUUAUUGCAUUUUAUUAGGUAGUUGUUUUAAUUCAGUCAGUUGCCAUGUGCCAGCUUUAUUCAUACUGUAUACCAGAUCUUGUAGACAGGGGUGCAGAAGAACUUGUUUUACUAAAAUGCAAUUGCCCAAAAAGUCCUUUCAUGGGUUUUUUUGUUUAUUUUAAAGCCACAUAAGCAGAAAAAAAAGUUACUGAAGAGUUCUUGAAUGGUGCAGUUCCAGAUGCAAAUACCAUGUAUUAAGAGUCAUGAAAGCAGGGUGUGCUGGGCAACAGUGUAAGUUUAGAUGUGUUAGGCAGUUAUUUAUUGCACCCUUUCUUUUGCUCAUUUUGGUUUACAAAGGUUAUUUUCUGCACAAGUAUAAGACUUUUUUAAACUGGAUAUAUGAUGUAUGCUUGGGUCAGGACAGUUGUAUUUCUUUUCUUCUGAUUAUAUUUUAGUUGUACAUAUCUUCACACAUAGCUGUUAGGGCUAUUUUUAAUUGCAAUUCUCAUAUUGUAAAAUUUGCUUUAGGUAUCUAAAAUUACUGAAAUGACACAAAAUUGACGCAAGUUAAGAACAUGUUCCUUGUACAGUUGUGUUAGCAAGCAAUAAUGUGAAUAUAUGAAAAAAACAGAUAUACUCUGCUUAAUAUUUGUAUGAAUGAAAAGUUGAUACCACUAAAGAGUAGUCUUCUCUUUUUAAUCUUUUAAAUACAAGUUUUAUUUCAAGGUAAUGUAUUACAGGUACCUUGAUGCUGUGAACUAUUUUUCUAUGUCUUCAAAAUAUUUGUUCUCUGUAAAAUAUUCCCUAGUGAGUAUUAUAUUCCCAAACUGUUCAUAGUGGGAGGGGUCCAGAAAGUUUUUUUUUCUUAAAUCUAAGCCUUCUGUAUCUGUUCCCAAAAUUCAUCCUUUGCUCAGCUUUCAUCUGUGGAUUCCUACUGUUCACUUUGAAAAUAGCUCAGCUAUGCUUUUCAUACAAGCCUGCAAGGGUGUUUCUUUGACUUGACAGAGUAUGAUUUUUAAUUAUUGAUUCCCAAUUUUGUGCUGGCCUCGGUCUUCUGAGUGCCACCCAUGGUUUCUCUACAAAGUAACUGUUUAUAAUUUUCUGAAAAUCAAUUUCAACCUCUUCUUCAGUACAAAUAUGGGUCUGCUGCACUCCUCUCACCCAGAAGCAUUAAUUUUAAACUCAGACUAGUUUCAGCCUGCAGGAGGACAGAAGCCUGAUGCUGAUGGCAGCAGAAACUGGGGAGCUUGGAGGUGCAGAGGAGAAGUUGGAAUUGAGCAGAAGUGGUAACUGAUGAUAAAUACAUAUGACCAGAAAUACAUAUAUUGCUUUCUUAUAGUAUCAGUUUUCAAUAAAAUGAAUAUUGGAUCAUAUGAGGCCUAGAUUUUAUAAAAAUUUUCAUUUGACUAUAGGGAUAAUUUGUGUCAUGGAUGCGGUUUUCCACUGGUAUGGAAACCUAUCUCUACUCUAGUGGAGGAUAUGGCUUGUGAUCUGUUCAUAGCAGCUGUUUGCCUUAGUUUACUACUCAAACUUCCCAUAGUAUGUUCUGUCCACAUCCACAGCUACCUUGCCAGCAGCACCCAAGCCCAGCGACAGUAGAGGUGCUUUGGGUGUGAUGUGUGCUGAGACCAGAGCAGUGAAUAGAGUGUGGCUUACAGAGUAUCCCAUUAGUAAAGCUUCCACAUUAAUGGCAGUGAUGCUUAAGAACUUGUCCACUUCUAGGUGCAUCAGCAGUCAUAGGAUUGGUUAGCAGGCAUUUCUGAAUUUUACCUGUGACCUACUCUUUAAGAAAUAGUAUAGAGGUCCAACAUGGAGCUCUGAGCAAUUAAAAAGUUAAAUCCCUUUCUACGAAGGCCAGACUUACUCCCUCAAAAAGUAUUUUGGAUAUUUUAUUAAAACAAUGUCUCAGACUUAAAAUUCAGUCAAGAAACUUGAGAAACUGUCUAUAUGGAGAGAUGAGUUUUAUCUCAGAAGUUGUACUCUCCUGAAGUAGUAGUAUGCUUACCUGGUAAGAAUGUCACAAAACGUUUUCUUACAAUUCCUUUCAAUUCAUUAUUUACAAUGAUGGAAAUUGAAGAUGGCAGGAGCUUUAAUCAACUGUUCAAUGCCUGCAGCAGUUGUCAGGAUUUUCUUUUGAUGUUGCUUCUGAAAUACUAAAUCUAUUUAUUUUGAUUGCUAGUAAGAAGACAUUAUCUUACCUUUUUUGUCACUUGGCAAAGAAUGAAACUGUAGUUUGAGCAGACCAGAAGCUAUAGUAGGACUUCCAGGACACAGCCUACUCUUUGCUAAAAUAACUAUUAUAUUAUACUAACUGUUUUAGCUUCUUGCAUCUCAGCAAUUCCUACAGAUAAUCCUAUCUAUUUCAAAUUUCCUUGGACAGUUAGGUAUCAAGUUGAUAUUAAUCAUUUAGCAAGUGAUGCCUGUUAUGCCUGUUCCAUUUUUAGCCUGCUUAAACUAAUGGUGAAGGCAUCAAUGAAUCCCUGUGAGAGCUAAUUAUUAUUUUUAGAUGUAGUCACCUUUAACUGAUGAAUAAAGAUUUCUUUCUUACUGUAAUAUAUUAGAAAUAAAUUAUUUUAGAGUUUUUAGUCAUAGGUAGAAGUAAGUUCUGAGGGAGAAGAACUUCCUCUCUGACCCUACGUAAAGAAUUCUGUAGAGCUCAUCUGUUGUUAGAUAGCUGUGUCUUGAAGUUUAUAUUGGGAUUGACAGACUUCACCAGAAAUUAAAAUGUUUAUGGAGGUAGGUUAUAGGGAGACAGUUUUUAUGUAAUAGGUCAGUAAGAGUAAUUUUAAUCAACUAUUUAUGCAAAUCCAAAAUUUUCCCACAAUACUUAUGUAGUUAGAUGGAAAUUAUCUCUAAAUGAAUUUGUUAAAUUAUAUGUUUUUGUAAUUCUCAGGACCAUGAUGUUUAAAUCUAAUAUGCUGUCUCUCACAUACAGAGUUACUUAAAAGUCAGUUUUCAUUUUUAAUUUUUUUUCUAAAAGUCAUUAUUUAUCCCCAAAGGUUGUAGGAAGAGGUUUAAAAUGCAAUCUGUAACUGCUUAGAAGGCAGGAGCCAAGGAAAAAGAACUUAUAUUUAUUCCCUUCCUUCUACCCCUCACCCCAAAGUCUUAAUUUUAAACUGGUCCCCUUGUUUUGGAGCCCUAGUUUAUGGGUUUUUAGCACCUGGCAAUAAUGCAAAUUGUCCACCAAAAACCCCCUUUGAAUUCUGAACGGGUUUAAAUGAUCACUUUAAUUGAAGAAGUGAAAGACUUGUUAAGCAAAGAAAAUACCUAGUUAUUUUAAGUUCUCCCAGCACUGCUGUUGAGUAAUUAAAAGAAGGAUCAUGAUGACCCUACAUGUGAUUUUGUGUAAAGAAAACACUCAGAGAGGUCUCAGAGCCUCAAAUGUCUUGGAUUCAUAGUAGUGACUUAUUAAGGGUAAGUGCCGCUGGCUAGUUUUGUAUCUGUGACUAAAAUAAUUUGUAUUGCUCUUCAGCAACCUUGCUUAUGAAAAGAAAGCAUUUCAGAAAUCUGUAUUCAUCACUACCAAUUUGCUGUAAUUUCUGUGCUUCUCCCUAUAGCCACAUUGCAUUUCCAUGACAAACAGCUAAGUGUAUGAUCAUUAUAAUGCCUUUAAUAGCCAUAUUGUAGGUAGAAGUAUUAACUUCUCAGGGACUAAUAGGAAAUAUGAACAUGGAAUUAAUGAGCUGAAUGCCUAUCUGCAUGAAGGCUUACUUUGCAAAUGUCAUCCUAGAAACUUGAUUGUAAUAUGCAUGACCAUUAUGAAUGUUAUCAAUAUAAAGUUAUGAGAGCUUAUUUUACCCGGUAUUACUAGGCUGCUGAAUGUCAAAGAAUGUUGGAUAAGGAUAAAUGAAGGGGGUUUUUUUCUGAUUUGGAUGGAGUGAUUAUUUCUAAUGGUGCUACCUUCUUAAUUCCUGUGUUUAUUCUUUGUAAAGUUCUCUCUGUAGGAUGGGUGACUCAGGGGAUACUGGUGUACUAAAAAAAACAGUAUAAUUCUUCUUAAGGAAGUAGAAUAAUUUCAAGGGGAGAAGUACUCCAGACAUGGAAAAAAUUCAGUACUGAAAAACAUGCAUUUAUUCUUCAUUAGAUAUCUAUUUGUAUUGUUUUGUUGGUAACAUUAUUUUGCAGUUCAUUAGUUUUUGAACUUUCAUCUUUCUGGACAUUAAUAUUUCAAUCAGUGUAGGCUGAAUUAGAAACCAUGUUUGAAAAAUGAAAACCCCCUGAUUUCCUUGCAUGAAACUUCAUAUGUUGACACUUGUGCUGCUGCAUGUAUGUAUCCCUACCACAUAAUACUGGGUAAUAUACAUAGUUUAUAAUACUUCAUUUUACUGGUUUCAUGGAAGUUGUCCUUUAAAAAAAGUCUUCUGGUUUGUUUAGCUCAUUAAUAUUUCAUUAAGAUUUAUUUUAUAAAUUUCAUAAAUGCUUGGCUCCUCAAAAUUCAACAAACCAAUAGGAACAAUUUAGUGAGGCAAAAAAUGAAACAUAGGAAUUAGGAGAAGCAACACUCAAAAGAUUGGAUUUGGGGAUUAGGUUUAGAGUUCUGCAAGUAUGACAGAAAAUAGUUUUGAACUGAAUGCAGUGGUAUUGAAUGAUGCAAGUCAAUCAAAAGCUAGCAGUCCAUUUCAGUAAUUACGUAAUUGUGUGUUAACUUCUGUUCACCUUUUUUAUUUUGGUGUGUUACUAAUUUAUUUUGGUUAUCCUCUAGUUGAUAGACAAUUCUGCUAUCAUGCAGAAUAGUAAUGCAGAAGGUGAGCUUCCUUCUGAACUCAGCGUCUCUUUGUUUAAAAUAGCCAGACCAAAAUGGAAUUCCUGAUGAGACCUGCACUGAGUGCAGAACAGUCUUUUCCUAAGCUGGAGCCUGUAAUGCAUGGCUAAUUGUUUCCAAAGAAAAUUCUUGACUUGUCCAGACAGCUCCUGUCAUAUGACAGUAUAUCUAAGGCCCACAAGUAGGAUCCGUUUAGUACAAUUUAAGUUCAGGUAAGUAAGACUUUUGUAGUUAAUUGUAGUUUUUUACAGAGAAGGGAACCAUUGACAAAUGCUCACUUUGAGAGAACAAAUAGUUUUUAUGAUGUUUAUUGAAACAUGCUUUUUUUGUUGUUGUUUGUUCCUCAUUUAUAGCUUAAUAAUUGAAAGUUACUUUGCCUCGUGUUGAAAACUAGACUUAGUAGUCAGCUGAAGACUUUUUUUGUUACAGUAUUUUAGGUUUAUGAAUACAUUUUUAAAGUCAUGUUUAGAAAUGUUUCAAAAAGUCAUAUCCUGAUGCAGUGUAAGUUAUAUUUUUAGUGGCUGUAUGUUUAAACUGGUUUUGUUGUGCUGAUAUAAAUAUCUAACUCAUCCACUCCAAGUGUUUAUCUCUGAUCCUUUUUUGCUAGCAAUAGGCUUUCUAAGUUGUUGGGAUAUGCAGUGUACCUAAUGGUUAAUAUUGUCAAUGAACAAUUUGGUUCAGUAAGAUAAUAGGGAAUGCAAAGUAGUUCCUGAUUUGAAAAGUGUCACCCAGAUUCUUGUUUUCAUAAAGGAUGGAGUAUAGCAAUCAGACUAUGAACUCAUUCCAAACAUAAAUUUGAUAUAGAAUAGUAAACAACAAAACAGUGCCUAAAUAUUGUGUGCUAAAUUAGACCUGUGUAACUCAUAUUGCUUUACAAGAAUUUGCAGAGAAGUGCAUCACACUGUGGGUGCUUAGGAAAGACCUGUUAAAUGUAUGAAGCAGUAAUGGCAAAUAAGUCACUGAAAAGAUGUUGCCAUCAAGAGGGAAAACUUAAAACCAAGUAUUUUGUAGUAUGAUAAAGAUCCAUUUCAAGCAGAAACUGUGUAAGCAAUAAUUUAACCUAAAACUGGAAAUUAAAGAAGCUGCUACUUAUAGAGAGACUUGAUGUUAAUUUUGCCCGUUGGGCAUCUCUCCUCUCACGAAGAGUUUCGAAAGAUAGGGUUGCUGUGAUUUCCACUAUUGUAACAUUCCUCUUCAAGUAUCUUAAGUCCGGGUGAGAGACUCAAAGCUUAGAAGCCAGUACUGUGUUUACAGCGUGCAGAGCUCUGGGAGGAGAAGAUAGAAAUCAAAGGACUUUAUAAAGGCUGCACAAUUGUAUAUAUGCAUAUUUAAGAAUAUUUAACCAUGUGUGCUAAAUUACUGAGGCUAAUCUAUUGUUGUAUUAUAGAAUAUUAUUUAAUACAUCAACAUUGUUUUUUCCUGACCUGACCCAGAAUUGGAAUGGACUCCAAUAUAACUUUUUUAAAGCAUUUCUUAAGUUGUAUGUAUUAUAAACUAAUAAAAUAAUUGUUAACCUA